AUGCCCGCAACCCAACCCAGGUCUCCCACGUGGGUGGCAGGAACCCAGUCACUUGGGCCAUCACCACCGCCUCCCAGGGUCUGCAUUAGCAGGAAGCUGGAAUCAGGAGCCAGAGCCAGGAAUCGAACCCAGAUAGGUGAUCUUCAGCUUUGCAAACUGGAUGAACUAGAUUGCUUAAUAAAAGGAAUUUUGUACAUUGACUCAGUUGGAUUCAAUGGACGGUCACAGUGCUAUUACUUUGAAAACCCUGCUGAUUCUGAAAAAUGUCAGAAAUUACCAUUUGAUUUGAAAAAUCCAUACCCUCUGCUUCUGGUGAACAUUGGCUCAGGGGUUAGCAUCUUAGCAGUAUAUUCCAAAGAUAAUUACAAGCGGGUCACAGGAACCAGUCUUGGAGGAGGAACUUUCUUUGGUCUCUGCUGUCUUCUUACUGGCUGUACCACUUUUGAAGAAGCUCUUGAAAUGGCAUCCCGCGGAGAUAGCACCAAAGUGGAUAAGCUAGUACGAGACAUUUAUGGAGGGGACUACGAGAGAUUUGGACUGCCAGGCUGGGCUGUGGCUUCGAGCUUUGGAAACAUGAUGAGCAAGGAGAAGCGAGAGGCUGUCACUAAAGAGGACCUUGCCAGAGCGACUCUGAUCACCAUCACCAACAACAUUGGCUCCAUAGCGAGAAUGUGUGCCCUUAAUGAAAACAUUAACCAGGUGGUAUUUGUUGGAAAUUUCUUGAGAAUUAACACGAUCGCCAUGCGGCUUUUGGCAUAUGCUUUGGAUUAUUGGUCCAAGGGGCAGUUGAAAGCUCUAUUUUCGGAACAUGAGGGUUAUUUUGGAGCCGUUGGAGCACUCCUUGAAUUGUUGAAGAUCCCUUGAUUGUUACCUGGGGAGGGGUUUCUGGAACUUUCCACGAUGGGAUCUAUGGACUUUUUUUUAA
Molecule: messenger RNA, 925 nt
Organism: Lepus europaeus (European hare)
Lineage: Eukaryota; Metazoa; Chordata; Mammalia; Lagomorpha; Leporidae
Product: pantothenate kinase 2, mitochondrial-like
Exons: 6
Coding region: 1-864 (287 amino acids)
Biological process (GO): coenzyme A biosynthetic process
Cellular component (GO): nucleus; cytosol
Molecular function (GO): pantothenate kinase activity; ATP binding
Source: RefSeq, a predicted model, not a curated record